AUGCCGUUUAUCUCUCUUCUCUUUGGAACAUCCUUUCCCGAAGCAGGUAAAGCUGGGUCUACUUCAGAAGCUCCGAAGCCAUCCAAACGGGGCUCUUCACGCCGAUUCGUUAGCGACCCGUCUCCACGCCUCGAUCCUGUUAGUUUCGGAUUGAAGUUCAAUUCUACUUUGGGAUUGAAUUCUAGAGUACAAGGUCAAGGUGAUAAGUUAAAGCGGUUUAGAGUAUAUACCUGUUUCGGAUGUAGAGAGGUUCAGAUCCUUACUCAAGGACUCUAUGCACCCAAAGCAGAUAGAGCGAACUCUGAACAGAAUACUAGGGUCAUAUUUGACCAGUCUGAGGCACACUCAGAUUAUCUUUACCUUUUAUAUGGUAUAUUCUUUGCCUUUGUUGGUAGCCCACUCGAGCCACUGAUUGGAAGCCAGAUAAACGACCUGAUUGUUCCGGGUAACAUAGCCGAUCUUCUCAUGGGUGUAGGUCUAGCAUAUUGGAUUGGCGACCCAGGGUGGCUUGCUCAUUCACACCAACGCGUUCACGAAGGAAGAGGUGGAGCUAAGCGAGAGCUACCCAAAGUGCGGGAGCUUGUAGUAUCCUAUAUGCCCCCUUCGAUGGCUUAUAAGCCACAAGAUUUGCAGGCCUUGGGGCCCGUAAGGCCACCUUUAGCCCCUAGCAUGAAUAAGAGGCCCCAGUUAAUAAGGUUGUGGGAGGGGGUUGGAGUCUGUUCUUAUUUACUUAUAAGCUAUUGGUUUACCCGAGUUCAAGCUACUAAAUCGGCUCUCCAAGCCAUAAUAAUGAAUCGAAUUGGGGAUUGGGGAUUAAUGUUAGCCUUAUUCGGCAUAUUCUGGGUCACUGGUUCUCUAGAGUUUUCAACUCUGUUCACCAUUGCACCUUUAAUUGAUCCAGGUGUCAUUUCUCUAAUAGGAAUUGGGUUACUGGUCGGAGCUAUGGCGAAAAGUGCUCAAAUUGGCUUGCACACUUGGCUUCCUCAGGCCAUGGAGGGUGAGAAAGGGCAAGUUCUCUUCUCAAGAAGCCGGGGGCCCCCUAACCCUGAUAAGACCGGUAAAGCUCCUACUCAAUAUUGGCCUACCUCUUCUGGCCUUGACCAAUCUCCAUACCAGUGUCCAUUGGCUGAUGCUCAGGGGAUAAGGGUUCAAAUUAGAGUGUUAGAGGUUACCGUUUCUGAUGUUCGAACUACAGCCCUUGUCAGAUGGGCUCUUAUUUGGGGCUUUGGCCCCCGGGCCUCCAAGGAGCCCCCGGCUUCAGAGGCCGGCCCCCCUUUACCCCCCGCCCCACGAGGGGGAUGGUUAUAUAGGCAGAACCCGUCCCACUUGGAACGCCAUAUUUCCUUUUCAACUCUCAUUAAAAAGGUUCCCUUAUUUUUGGCAAGUGUUCUCUCUCCUAUGUCACUUCUGUCAAUCUUUUGCUUGAUCAUUUAUGUUAAUGGUGUAAAGCUAGUUCCUUUUCAACUUGUUUGGGAUUAUCGUAAUGUUGUUGGCCUUGCUCAUUGGAUUUGCAAUGAUGUUAAAUGGGAGACGGGUAUUGGGAUAGCGCUGGGGGGCACGGUUGUUAUCUGCACCGAUAACUCACGAAGAGGUAUUGCUCUUGAUUCUUGUACUUCAAGAGAAAUUUGGGCUAAUGGCUACACCUCAGCGUCGGUUAUCUUCCGGGGGAUUGCUCUGUUAUCAAUCGUAUCCGAUUUAGUAACUGCAAACCUGGAGCGCCUUCGAUCACUCGUUCUUCCGUUUCCUGAGAUGGUGUACAAAUUAGGGGGAUUCAUAGAUCGCAAGAUCCAUGGUAACUUCAUUUUGCCUACUCCUGUUUCUGCCCUUCUCCAUGCAGCAACGAUGGUAGUAGCAGGAGUCUUCUUAUUUCUCCGGGUCUCUCCCUUGUUAGAGUUAUCUGACUCGGCUCUCCUCCUUCUUAUUUGGAUCGGAUCUGUAACGGCUCUUAUGGCGGGUAGCACCGGCCUAUUCCAAAACGAUCUUAAACGAGUUAUUGCUUACUCAACAUGUAGCCAAUUAGGAAUGCUUAUGGAACAAUCAGCAGGAAACCAACAUGACUUAUUACCUGGAUAUCUUGAUAUGGAUAGGUGCACCGCUCUAUAUAUGUUCCAAGUACCCAUUUCCCUUUUCAGAUCUUACGUAUCACCCAGUGCGAAGAUAGAGAUUCCUGAGAACUUGCCUGGUUCAUUUACAGAGAUUAUGACUGGGUUAAUGGUUGGAGAUGGAUCUCUUAGAAUGCAUGGUAAUCACGCCUUAUUAUCCGUACAGCAGAAGCAUCAAGAAUUCGUAGCUUAUUUAUGGGAUAUCUAUGGCCUAUUUCCAAACCUUCACUCUACCUUUUUGUUACUAAACUCUACAACAUUUGGUACAAUGUAUUGGGUUGCUGGUGAUGGUUCCUAUGAUAAACCUAAGGGUGGAAGAAUAAGCUUAUGUACAGACAACUUUACUUUAGAUGAAGUUAAUAAGCUUAUUCCUAUCCUAUUGGACAAGUUCAGUGCGUUGCUCUUUCUAUCCGCUGGGGCUGUUAUUCAUGCUCUUCAAGAUGAGCAGGACCUACGUAAAUAUGGGGGAUUGCUCUCACUCUUACCUUUCUGUUAUAUACUGAUGUUAAUUGGGUCAUUUAGCUUAAUGGCUCUUCCAUUCCUCACAGGAUUUUACUCAAAGGAGUUGAUUCUUUCCUCAACUUAUGGACACUACUCAUUCAGCGGGGCUGGAGCAUACUGGCUCUCUACUGUAGCAGCUGCAUUUACAGCGGGUUACUCUAUUCGCUCACUAUACUUAACCUUUUUAACCAAACCCAAUGGACCUAAGGUUAAUUACAUGGGUACUCACGAACCUUCUCUAGUUAUGGCUCUACCAUUGUUCAUCUUGGCUGUCUUUAGCCUCUUCUUCGGGUUUAUAGGUCAAGAAGCAUUUAUAGGGGUCGGCUCAGGCUUCUUCACUAAUGCCCUAUUUCAGCACCCUAAUCAUGUUAUUGAAGCGGAAUUCUCU
Messenger RNA from Dentiscutata heterogama, 2991 nucleotides. The record is from the annotation of a GenBank genome assembly. Lineage: Eukaryota; Fungi; Glomeromycota; Glomeromycetes; Diversisporales; Gigasporaceae.